Molecule: messenger RNA, 2221 nt
Organism: Medicago truncatula (barrel medic)
Lineage: Eukaryota; Viridiplantae; Streptophyta; Magnoliopsida; Fabales; Fabaceae
Product: ABC transporter G family member 26
Exons: 9
Coding region: 52-2106 (684 amino acids)
Biological process (GO): transmembrane transport
Cellular component (GO): membrane
Molecular function (GO): ABC-type transporter activity; ATP binding; ATP hydrolysis activity
Source: RefSeq, a predicted model, not a curated record
UCUUAUUAGAUACUUAGUUUCAACACCUGUCUCUCAAUAACUUCAUUGAUCAUGGAAAAUGUGAGAGAGGAUGAGAUUGAGGCAAACAUGUCAAUGUCACCUCCAUCUGUUGGUUCCAUGCAGAUUGCAGGAAGCUUUGGUCAUAGCAUAGAAUUCAUGUCUCAGGCAUACCUUCACAAUAGGUAUUCAGAGAUUGACAUUCGAGUUGAGGAAUCCAGUUUCAACCAAGAUCCCCCUCUCCCUGUAUAUCUCAAGUUUGAAGAUGUAGAGUUCAAAGUGAGAAAUAGCCAAACAGCUUCCAAAAACCCUGUAAAGACAAUGAUGUCAAAGGUAGCAACACAACACCAUGUAGAAGAAAAUAACAAAUACAAGACAAUUUUAAAGGGUAUCACAGGAAGCAUUGGCCCCGGCGAAAUUCUUGCUUUGAUGGGUCCUUCUGGUAGUGGAAAGACGACCUUGUUAAGAGUUGUAGGAGGAAGAUUACUUGAUGAUGUAAAGGGAAAGAUAUCUUACAAUGAUGUUCCAUAUAGUCCUGCUCUUAAAAGAAGGAUUGGAUUUGUAACACAAGAGGAUGUGCUUUUCCCACAACUUACAGUUGAAGAAACAUUGAUCUUCUCUGCAUUCUUAAGGCUACCAACCAACAUGAGCAAGCAAGAAAAAUAUGCAAGAGUUGAGAAUACUAUCAGGGAUCUAGGCCUAGAAAGAUGUCGCCACACGAAAAUAGGUGGAGGAUAUCUCAAAGGCAUAUCAGGAGGAGAAAGGAAGAGAACCAGCAUAGGCUAUGAAAUUCUUGUUGAGCCUUCACUGCUACUACUUGAUGAGCCAACUUCAGGUCUUGAUUCCACCUCAGCAAACAAACUUCUUCUCACUCUUCAAGGACUAGCGAAGGCUGGAAGAACUAUAAUCACAACAAUUCACCAGCCAUCCAGCAGAAUCUUUAACAUGUUUGACAAACUUCUUCUGAUAUCAGAAGGCUCUCCUGUUUAUUAUGGGAAGGCUAGAGACACAGCAGAGUACUUUUCAUCCUUGAGGUUCGUCCCGGAAAUACCAAUGAAUCCAGCAGAAUUCUUGCUUGACUUGGCAACUGGACAAGUGAAUGAUAUAAGUAUUCCACAAGAUAUUUUGAAAGAUCAAGAAUCCACUGACCCUUCAGUUACGAUUAUUAAGUAUCUACAACUCAAGUAUAAGGACAUAUUGGAGCCAAAAGAAAAAGAAGAGAAUCAUAGGGGAGCAAACACACCAAAACAUCUUCAACUAGCCAUUCAGGUUAAAAAGGAAUGGACAGUGAGUUGGUUAGACCAAUUCACCAUUCUUUAUAAGAGAACAUAUAGAGCAAGAUUCAAGGAAUAUUUUGAUAUAUUGAGAUUGGUUCAAGCACUUGGAAUUGCACUUCUAUUAGGGCUACUUUGGUGGAAAUCUUCAACCAAUACAGAGGCUCAACUCCGAGAUCAGGUUGGUUUAAUGUUCUACAUUUGCAUAUUUUGGACAUCUUCAUGUAUUUUUGGAGCAGUCUAUGUAUUUCCGUUUGAAAAGGUAUACUUAAGAAAAGAAAGGAAAGCAGACAUGUAUAGACUUAGUGUAUACUAUGCAAGCAGCACUCUAUGUGACAUGGUGGCACAUGUUUUGUAUCCUACUGUUUUUAUGCUUAUUGUGUACUUCAUGGCUGGCUUUAAGAGCACCGCGGCUUGCUUCUUCCUUACCUUAUUCGCUGUUUUGCUAAUAGCAAUAACAAGUCAAGGGGCAGGAGAACUAUUUGGAGCUGCAGUUAUGAGCAUUCAAAGAGCAGGAAUGGUUGCUUCUUUGAUACUUAUGUUAUUCCUUCUUACAGGUGGCUACUAUGUCCAGCACAUACCAAAGUUCAUGCAAUGGUUGAAGUAUAUGUCAUUCAUGUACUAUGGAUUCAGGCUUCUUCUAAAAGUGCAAUAUUCAGGUGACCAACUAUAUGAAUGUGAAAGUGAUGGAGGGUGCAGAACACUUCAAAGUUCACCUUCAUUUGAUACUGUAAACUUGAAAGGAGGCCUAAGUGAAGUUUGGAUUCUGAUAGCCAUGGCUAUUUGCUUUCGGUUCUUAGCUUACUUUUGUCUACGCAGAAAGAUUGAUGUAUGAUAACUUGUUUAAGAUCUCUACUUCUGAUGUAAUAACUUGACAUUUAACAUUAGGAGUUAUGUUGAAGAAAACUUAACAUGCAAGGAAAAUAAAUACUGAAUCCAAGUUUUUCUAA